Molecule: messenger RNA, 1337 nt
Organism: Marmota monax (woodchuck)
Lineage: Eukaryota; Metazoa; Chordata; Mammalia; Rodentia; Sciuridae
Gene: Fcgr1a
Product: Fc gamma receptor Ia
Biological process (GO): cell surface receptor signaling pathway; regulation of immune response
Molecular function (GO): transmembrane signaling receptor activity
Source: RefSeq, a predicted model, not a curated record
AUCCCCCAGUAAAACUAGUUUGGUGUCUUGCAUGUUUCAGGGUUUACUGCUCACCAGCUUGGAGGUGAUAUGUGGCUCUUGACAGCUCUGCUCCUUUGGGUUCCAGUUGGUGGGCAAGUGGACCCCACAAAGGCAGUGAUCACCUUGCAGCCUCCGUGGGUAAGUGUGUUCCAGGAUGAACAGGUCACCUUAUUGUGUGAGGGGCCGCAACAGCCUGGAGACAACUCCACAUGGUGGUUUCUCAACGGCACAGCCAUUCAGACCUUGACCUCCAAGUACAGCAUCACUGCAGCGAGGGUCAGUGAGAGUGGUGAAUACAGGUGCCAGACAGGUCUCUCGGUGCCAAGUGACCCUGUGCAGCUGGAAAUCCGCAGAGAUUGGCUGCUACUCCAGAUCUCUAGCAGAGUCUUCACUGAAGGAGAACCUCUGACUUUGAGGUGUCAUGCAUGGAAGAAUAAGCUGGUGUACAAUGUGCUUUUCUACCAAAAUGGCAAAGCUUUUCAGUUUUCUCCUCCGAAUUCUGAACUUACCAUUCAGAAAACCAACACAAGUCACAAUGGCGUCUAUCACUGCUCAGGCAUGGGAAGACAUCACUACACAUCAGGGGGAGUAACCGUCACUGUGAAAGAGCUAUUUUCAGUUCCUGUGCUGAGAGCAUCCUUGUCACUCCCCCUCCUGGAGGGGAACCUGGUCACCCUGAGCUGUGAAACCACGCUGCUCCCAGAGAGGGCUGGCUUGCAGCUGUACUACUCCUUCUACGUGGGCAGCAAGACCCUCGUGGACAGAAAUGCAUCCUCCGAGUACCAGAUUUUAACUGCUAGAAGAGAGGACUCUGGUUCCUACUGGUGUGAGGCAGUCACAGAAGAUGGGAACGUACUGAAGCGCAGCCCUGCCUUGGAGCUUCAAGUGCUGGGCCUCCAGUUGCCAACUCCUGUCUGGUUUAACAUCCUUUUCUAUCUAUCAGUGGGAAUAAUAUUUUUGGUGAACACUGUUCUCUGUGUGAUGAUACAUAAAGAACUGCAAAGAAAGAAAAAAUGGAAUUUAGAAGUUUCUUUGGCUUCAGAUUCUGGGAAGAAAGUAACUUUCCACCUUCAAAAAGAUAGAUAUUUAGAAGAAGAGGUGAAUUGUCUGGAACAACAAGAACAGCCUCAAGAAAAAGCACAACAGAAGAAUCCCUAGGAAGGAGGACAGUGGCAACUCAGGGGCGGCCAUAGAUCUGGACUGCCACUGUCCCUUCCUCUCUAUGGGAGCACUGAGGCACAAACUCCCAAAAGUUGAAGUGCACUAUGUGGGUCCCAUGGCACAUAACUGUUAAAUAAAGAAAAUACAUGAGCUGA